GAAUCGAUCAUUAAUCAGCUAGAUGGCUCUACAUAGUUUACUGCUACCUUUCUUCCCCUCUGAGCAUCAUGUCAUGCUCUCGGACCGACUGCAUCGAGAAGCCGUUCUCCAGGCUCUUUGAGAAGCUCGGACAUCUGGUGGGUUCUUCUCCUGUGUGGUUCAUCAUCAUUCCUCUUCUCAUGUCCCUGGGGUUCGGAGGAGGUUUGCUUUUUCUUAGCGAGCUUGAGGAUAAUGACAUCGAGAACCAGUUCACACCUAUCAAUGGAUCGUCGAAGGCAGCAAGGCUUUUUGUGAUGGAGAACUUCCCACAUAACGACUCCAUGUUCUCGAGUCAAAGACUCUACUCUGAAGGGAAGUACGCUAUAACCAUCCUGUCUGCUGAAAACGGAGGCAACAUUCUUACAAAGAGUCUAUUUGAAGAAGUUCUUCGUGUUAACGACAAAGUGAACAGUCUUUCGGUGAAGCUCGGACAGACGGAGGUAGGCUUCCGGGAUCUGUGCACCACCGUGGAUGGAGAAUGCGUCAGCAACGGCAUCAUAGACAUCUCUGAAAGUAACGCAGGCCAAAUCGGGAAGAUAAACCUAACUUUCCCGAUUUAUGCUUUUAGAAGCAAACAACUUUUUCUCGGAUCUGAACUCGGUGGUGUGAAAACAUCUGGAAAUAUCGUUCAAAGUGUCCAAGCAGUCAGGCUGUUCUAUUUUCUAAAAGAUCUCUCCGGUUCUAACGACUGGUUGAAAGCAUUCCAUCGAGCUCUUUAUGAUGAAGCCAGCAACAAGAAUGUAAAGAUAUCUCACUUUACCUCGCUAUCCAGACAGGAGGAGGUGCAGAAACACACUACUGACGGCCUCCCGUUUUUUUCCAUCACCUACGUCCUUGCAAUCGUGUUUUCCAUUGUAUCAUGUAUGCGAUUGGAUAACGUGAGGAACAGGCUGUGGGUGGCGGUUGUGGGCGUUCUUUCUGCCGGACUGGCCGUCAUCAGUAGUUUUGGCUUGUUGCUGUACGCUGGAGUGCCGUUCGUCCUGACUGUGGCUAACUCGCCUUUCUUAAUUCUGGGCAUUGGUGUUGAUGAUAUGUUCAUCAUGCUGGCCAACUGGCAGCAGACUAACAUCAGAGACAGCGUUGAGAAGCGCAUGGCAGACACUUAUAAAGAAGCCGCCAUGUCCAUUACCAUCACGACGCUCACAAAUGUGCUGGGAUUCUACAUCGGUCUCACGAGUGACUUUGCCUCUGUCCAGGUCUUCUGCUUGUACACCAGCACAGCCAUUUUAUUCUGCUUCCUGUACAACAUUACCUUCUUUGGAGGCUUCCUGGCCCUCAACGGGAGGCGAGAAGCUGGGAACCGACACUGGCUGACCUGCUUGAAGAUCCCAUCCGUGCACCCAGUGGGUAGAUCCAAGGCAUACAGGCUCUGCUGCACAGGUGGGGACUUUGACUGGCAGACUGGCACUGAGAAAGAGCAGCCAGUUAAUCAUUUCUUCAAAAAGUACUACGGCCCCUUUCUUACCAAGACACCGACAAAGGUGUGUGUGAUAUUUCUGUACUUGGGGUAUCUCGCCGUUGGGAUUUACGGCUGCUUUCUUUUGGAACAGGGGACCGAAAUGUCACAUCUAGCAGCAGACGACUCAUAUGUAAACGUAUUUUACAAAGACCAGGACAAGUUCUUUUCCAGUUACGGCCCGAACGUCAUGGUGGUAGUGACGGAGAAGUUUCCGUACUGGGAUCAGUGCAGAAGAUCUGAGCUAGACCGCUGCAUGGAAGACUUCAAGAAGCUCAGUUUUGUCGACGGGGAUCUCUAUACCUCUUGGCUUGACGCAUAUGUGACGUUUACUGAAAAUACAGGACAAGACGCAAACAAUGAAACGGUUUUCAAAACCAAUCUGCCAAACUUCUUUAAACUUUUCCCUGAUUUCGAGCAAGAUGUGAACAUCAUAAACGAGACAAUCGUGGCCUCUCGGGUUUUUGUCCAGACUGUAGACAUUGUUAACUCUACGAUGGAGAUAACGAUGUUUAAUGAACUCAAAAACACAGCUGAAUACUGUAGAGCAGCAAAACUCCUGGUGUAUCAUCCCAUGUUCAUCUACUUGGAUCAAUACACGGUGAUAGUGAGCAGCACUGUUCAGAACGUGGGCGUCACUGCAGCGGUCAUGCUGGUCAUCUCACUUAUCUUGAUCCCCAAUCCCCUGUGCUCUCUCUGGGUCACAUUCUCCAUCGGCUCCGUAAUCACCGGGGUUGCAGGCUUCAUGGCGUUAUGGAAAGUAAAUCUAGACUCAAUUUCCAUGAUCAUUCUGGUUGUGUGUAUUGGUUUCACUGUCGACUUUUCAGCCCACAUUUCCUACUCCUUCGUCUCGAGUAAGAAAGAAAUGGCAAACGAGCGGGCUAUCGACGCCUUGUACUGUUUGGGGUAUCCCAUACUACAAGGUGCUUUGUCCACCAUAAUCGGCGUCUUGGUGUUAGCCGCCUCCAAGAACCACAUCUUUCGAACUUUCUUUAAAAUCAUGUUUCUUGUCAUGGUAUUCGGUUUGCUACACGGCAUCGUGUUCAUCCCAGUCUUCCUCACAUGGUUUUCCUGCAGCACCAAAAAACAGCAAAAGACAUGCAACGACGAACACUUGAAACAGAGUACGAGGGCAAGACAGACCGAAAUAUAUGUCACUCACAAUGCUAACCUGUGGUCAAGAGGAUCGCUGGACCCCGACUGUCCGUGACGAUCGGAAGAGUCUUUACUAGCUAAUGUCGUUCAGUAGCUUUCCUCCAAUAGCAAUGCUGUUCAUUUAACUAUUCAUUUUAGAAAUCGGUGAACUUGUAAAGAAUUUAUUUAUACAGAAGCAAACAUCGUGUAGAUUAUAAAUGUUUAAAAAUAGUUCAUUUAUAAAUAAGCUGUGAAAUAAAAAGAAAUGUAAAACAUUAAA
Tachysurus fulvidraco (yellow catfish) is the source of this 2909-nucleotide messenger RNA. RefSeq names its product patched domain containing 3a (gene ptchd3a). Bases 69 to 2705 code for a protein of 878 amino acids. NCBI's taxonomy places the organism in Eukaryota, Metazoa, Chordata, Actinopteri, Siluriformes, Bagridae. The record is from RefSeq and is a predicted model, not a curated record. The transcript is spliced from 4 exons. Gene Ontology annotation, cellular component: membrane.